AUGAUAAACGAAAGUUUCACAAAUGGUUAUAUAUCUAAUAUAUUAGAUAUAAUAUCUAUACUCGCGAUUUUUUGUGGUAUAUCUGUAAUUGUAAAUAAAAAUCCUAUAAUAUCUGUAUUAUUUUUAAUAGGGUUAUUUGCUAGUGUUUCUUCUUAUUUAAUUCUAUUAGGUUUAAGUUUUAUAGGUUUAGCCUAUUUAAUAGUAUAUAUAGGAGCAAUAUCUAUUUUAUUUUUAUUUAUUUUAAUGCUGAUAAAUAUUAGAAUAAGUGAACUUCAAAGUAAUACUAAUAAUAGUAUACCUUUAACAAUUAUUCUUGGAAUUUCUCUUAGUUAUUCUUUAUUUCAAUUGUUACCUUAUGAUAUAGCUAUUUUAAGUAAUUUUAGUAGUAAUAUAAAUAAUAAUUUAUAUAAUCUUUCUAUGAAUAAACAAAAUAACGGAAAUUUGGAAUUAAUACCACUCCCGCAGUUUCACUGCAGCCUAAAAAAUAAUGACUUAUUAUUUGUUACUAGUAAAAUAUGAGAUGGAAAUUUGGCAGAAAGUAAUCAUAUAACAACUAUAGGUAACGUAAUGUAUAGUAACUAUAGUAUCUGAUUGUUCUUAGCUAGCUUUAUUUUACUAUUAGCUAUGGUUGGAUCUAUAGUGAUUAUAAUGAAAUCUAAUGCUUCUUGAGGCGGAGCCUUACCUAAUACGAGGGAAACCAAAACCGAGGGGAGGUAG
This is a messenger RNA of Sordaria macrospora k-hell, 717 nucleotides long. Lineage: Eukaryota; Fungi; Ascomycota; Sordariomycetes; Sordariales; Sordariaceae. The record is from RefSeq and is a predicted model, not a curated record.